Amorphotheca resinae ATCC 22711 is the source of this 4472-nucleotide messenger RNA. RefSeq lists its product as hypothetical. Gene Ontology annotation, biological process: phosphorylation; phosphorelay signal transduction system. The transcript is spliced from 4 exons. NCBI's taxonomy places the organism in Eukaryota, Fungi, Ascomycota, Leotiomycetes, Helotiales, Amorphothecaceae. The record is from RefSeq and is a predicted model, not a curated record. Bases 236 to 4144 code for a protein of 1302 amino acids. Gene Ontology annotation, molecular function: phosphorelay sensor kinase activity.
CGCUCCCAUUAUUUCACCUUCCAACAGUCGCUUUCUGACUUUCACGUUCAUUCAUUAUCUUCACCUUUCCACCUUUCCAUCUUUCGCGGUCAGGUUACUGUCCAGUGCAGGCACUCUCUACCUAUCAUGGUUUUGUUGUUUUGAUUCUCUCACCCUUGUUUCUUACGUCCUGUCUCUCCUUGUAGCCUAGUCCUUUCCUCCUUGAUCUACUGUACCUUACGCGUCACGACCAACCAUGCCAAAGUCAAGAACUGCGACAGCUCGAGAGCGAGAAUUAUACAGGUAUUAUCAGCCAGCCCAGGAGUCAGGCACAGCCGAUGCCCAAAGCCCCACCGUUCCUCAAUCCUCCAGCGAUCCAUGCUUAACUGCCUUUGCCCAGCUUGGGGCCUUGCGAUUGAAUGCAAAGCGUGGUCUCAUCACACUGUCUUCCAUAAGUGCCGAGUACAUUCUCGCUGAAGCGGGACAGUCGCUUUCUCUACAAAAGGAUGAUGACCAUAAGGAUCGACUUUGGCACGGUGUCGGGGUGCUAAAAGAUAACUCGGGCUUAGGUCCUGAUCUGGUGAAAUUAUUUUGCACUCCCGAGGCUGAUGUUCCAUUCGUGGUAAUAAAUGACCUUACGAAGCAUGAGACCUUCAAACACAAAUCUGUGGUAGCCGGGCCACCCUACGUGCGAUCUCUUGCCUGUGUACCCCUCAUCUCGCCAUUGCACUCUAUGGUGAUCGGAACCUACAUUGUAGUCGAUGAUAAGCCACGGGAUGGUUUGAACGAAGACGAGAUUACGUAUCUAAUCGAUAUGGCGACAACAGUCAUGGAUUACCUCGAAUCUGGACGCAUCAAAAAGAAGGAAUUUCGGGCGGAACGGAUGGUAAAGGCGAUCGGACUCUUUAUUGAGGGGAAGGAGACUUUAAGGGAUUGGUGGUUGGAGGCGGGUUUCAAGUCUCACAGAUCUACUGUUACGAAGCGCGCGCGGGACGAUGUUGGCGAGCUCAAAGAAGUCGCAGAUGCUGUUUUUGGAGUACAAGAUCCUCCGGCGGAGGAGAUUUCGGUGAAUGGUAUGAGUGGCCUUCCAGACCGAUCCGACUUUUGUCCAGCCACGCCUUCUACGGAGACACCCUCGCAUCUAGAUCUUGGAGACGGUAGACCCGCCGCAUCUCGAGGAGAUAGCCUUUUCUCUUCUUCGGACACUACAGUGCCAUCUACAAUCCUUUCUCAACCCCGGGAACGUGCUAUCUCAAUGACUACUUAUGAGGUAGAUGGCGUAACCCCUACUUCCGAAACUAAAGGUCAUUCGGUUGCUUUUGAACUACCCCCUGAAUCUGAGCGACCCGAGAUUUCUAAAGAACUUCAAGAAGCUGUGCUAUCAAAUGAAGUGAAGAGAGUUUUUUCUCGAGCAGGUAAUCUCAUUCGGGAAGCGGUCGGCGUGUCUGGUGUGGUGUACUUUGAUGCCAGUGUUGGGUCUUUUGGCGGAGGAUCCGAGACGGACGCUCUUGAAGAAAAGGCCCCACAGGGCUCCCUGAUUGACGCAGCGAUAUUGAAUGGGGAAGAUGAUGUUGGACUCAGAUCGUCUGACACAGAUGCUUCCAUGUAUGGCACUCCGCCAGAAUCGCCUGUCCGGCCGCCUGAAAAAACAUGCAAUAUAUUAGGCUACAGUACACGGAAACGUUCGAGCCUCCGUGGUCACUCCCCGUCUAGUGAGCUUUGCGGAUUUCCCGAAGCUGUCCUGAGAAAGCUUCUCAAACGCUACCCUCACGGAAUGGUUUUCUAUUUUGAUGAAGAUGGGUCGUACUUGUCCGCAGAUUCAGACGAAAUUUCGGGGACAAAAGAAAAACGUCGUUCCCUGUCACCCCAUCGUUCCAAUUCCUUGGACUCCAGAUCGCGCCGGAAACGAAUCUCUAGGGAAGCAGAAGCGGCGGCUAUUUUGAAAGCAUUGCCUGGAGCGCGUAGUGUCUUCUGGUUUCCUCUGUGGGACCAGAGCAGAGAACGGUGGUUUGCGGGUUCGUUAGUAUGGUCUACCUCUCCCACCCGAGUCCUCUCCACUUUUGAGGAUUUGGCAUAUAUGGCAGCUUUUGGCAAUUCUACGAUGACAGAGGUGACACGACUCUUUGCUCAAAGGAUUAGCCAUAUGAAGUCGGACUUCAUUUCGAGCAUCUCGCAUGAGCUUAGGUCACCUCUUCAUGGUAUCUUGGCAAGCGUGGAAUUCUUGCAGGAAACCCCUAUGAGCGAAAUCCAAACGGAUAUGGUCGGAAAUAUCCAGGCUUCUGGCAAGGUCCUCCUGGAUACGAUAGAUCACGUUUUAGAUUUCUCGAAGGUGAACAUGAAACCGAAGGACCUAAAGCAAAGGACAAAACGACCUGGAAAGCGACCAAGGAAACCUCGCGAAGAAGCAAAAGGAUUGGAUGGCGCAGAAAUUGAGGAAGUCGCAGAUGUGUGUGUGCUGUCCGAAGAAGUCAUUGAAAGCAUCUACAUCGGCCACCAGAUCACCAAGCUUGCUUCCAGUGGCGGUGUAGUGCUUGGGAACCAGCCACCCUCAGCGUCAGAUGAACCCCCUGUCACAGUCAUCGUGGACAUAGCAUGGAGCCCGAACUGGACGUUUGAAGUUGAUCCUGGUGCAUGGAGAAGGGUUUUGAUGAAUAUAUUCAACAAUGCCAUGAAGUAUACGAACUCUGGAUACGUGAAAGUAUCUUUGAAGAUUACGGAUGAUCCACAGUAUCGGGGCAAAGGUACUAGACCUAUUCUUUCACUGUCAGUGCAAGACUCUGGGAAGGGAAUGUCUAAGGAGUUUCUGAACCAUCAUGUCUAUAAACCUUUCGCUCAGGAAGAUGAGUUAGCCGAGGGAGCAGGUCUUGGGCUUAGUAUUGUGCGCCGGAUCGUUCAUGAUCUUAAGGGGAAAAUAAAAAUUUCUAGUGAGCAGGGCUCAGGAACGGAUGUCACCAUUCGAAUACCUUUGAUGUGUGCAACGCCACUAUCUAAGGAUGUCCAUGGUGACUUGAUCAGUGAGGUGAAGAAGGAGACGACGGGGCUCAAAUUCUGUCUGCAAGGUUUUGACAGGUACCCAAGUAUUGCGGAAACACCAACAGGCAUCCUCUCUGCCGAUUUGGAGGCCGCGAUGCUUCUUAAGUCGUCCUUGAAAACGUUAUUGACUGAUUGGUUUGGAAUGGAAAGCGUAACCCCUUUGGCGUUGGGAGACUCGAAUGUUGAUGUGGUAAUAUUGAUGGAAUCUGGAAUCACAUCCCUGGAGGACACUUUGAAGUCUUAUAGCGAUGCCCGACCGGCAACGUCGAAGAACUUGAUUGCUAUAGUACUCUGUAGCGCACAUCAUUCAGAUUCAACUACUGUCUCAUAUGGAUCCACCCGGGCAUUCUAUCUCCAGCAACCUUACGGGCCUCACAAGAUUGCAAAGAUAUUGCAAAAUGCAUUAUCUCACAGGGCUGCCAAUAUCCCCGACGCCGAGAACCGGGCAAAGCUCGAGGACAGCCGGUCUGAAGCCAUAAAUGAUCUCAAACCCAAAUUUAAACAUCCACUCCGACGAACUACCACGAAUACCUCGGCUACUCAUGAUUGGGCAACGGCGAAGAGCAAUCCUGAACCUCCACGGGCAGCUGAACCUCCAAUCAAGCCAUCGGAAGAGUUGGAGAUAGACAGCAAACCCUCAAACGAAUCAGCAAACAUCGGAGCAGAAAACAUGCGGGUCCUCCUCGUGGAAGACAAUGAGAUCAAUCUCAACCUCCUGGUUGCUUACAUGCGAAAGCUCAAGCUUGACCAUGCCACUGCCUGCAACGGUUUGGAAGCGCUUGACGUAUAUAAAAGAGCCCGAGGCGGUUUCGAUGCCAUUUUCAUGGAUAUUUCCAUGCCGGUGAUGUCUGGCACCGAGAGCACACGCCAUAUUCGUCGGUUUGAGCGAGAAGAAGGGCUUCACCCCGUCGCACUCAUAGCCCUCACGGGAGCCGCCAAUCCCAAUACGAGACAGGAGGCUUUCAGUAGCGGAGUUGAUCUAUUUCUCACGAAGCCAGUACCGAUGAAAUCAUUGAAAGUAAUGCUGGAUAACCUGAAGACGAACGGAAGGAAGGGGUUGAUGGACGGAGAUGUUCCGUCAAUCUAUGCUGGUGCAUAUGGACCAAAGUCACAGAUAUACCAUAAGAUAUGACAAUAAGUCUUAGCUUUCAGGGGGUGGAUAUAAGGGAACUAAUCGUCAUGAUUUUCCUGUUGAUUCGGCUCUGUUUUUCUAAGCUACGGGUUAUACGGUCUUUUGUGGCAUGUUGUACUGGAUGCUAUGAGGUUUCAAGGUAGAAGCGGCUGCCAAGGCAGCAGUGGUGUUAAUGUGACAGAGAGAAGGUUUGGUGUGAAUCUCACUGUGGUGCAGAGUGGUUGAUAACUCUGAAGUUGGUCACCGGAACAACAAUAUACGAACAGGCAGAGGAGGAUGGGUGUCUAUACUCAUAUGUAGUGGAAGAAACAAAAGACAUAAAACCCAC